AAGAAAAAGAAGUUAUCGGUGUCUUCGUGUCCGUCACUGUGAUUUUAUAAGAAAAAACGGUAUAUGAACGGUGGGAUCUCCGAACGACACAAGCAGCAGCAGCUAAAUCUAUGAGUAGCGAAAAGGGUCUCUCUGCUCCUUUGGCGACUCCAUCGGCGCCUUCUUACGGUCCUCCUACCGUUGAGCUCGGCAAGGGCGUUAAUGGCCUCGACAAGGUCGUCCUCCGCGAGCCACGUGGUAGCUCCGCUGAGGUGUAUUUAUAUGGGGGCCAUGUGACUUCUUGGAAGAAUGACCAUGGAGAGGAGUUGCUUUUUGUCAGUAGUAAGGCUGUUUUUAAGCCUCCAAAGGCAAUUCGUGGAGGAAUUCCAAUAUGCUUUCCUCAGUUUAGCAAUCUUGGUUCUCUUGAGCCACAUGGGUUUGCAAGAAACAGGCUUUGGGCAAUUGACACUGACCCACCUCCUUUUCCUACAACUACUUCCAGUAAGACUUUUGUUGAUUUAAUCCUUAAGCCUUCUGAAGAUGAUCUGAAGAUUUGGCCUCACAGUUUUGAGUUCCGUCUGAGGGUAGCACUGGGCCCUGGAGGAGAUCUGCUAUUGACAUCUCGCAUCAGAAAUACCAGCACUGAUGGAAAGCCAUUCACAUUCACAUUUGCAUAUCAUACCUAUUUCUCUGUUUCUGAUAUCAGUGAAGUUCGGGUAGAAGGACUGGAGACGUUGGAUUAUCUUGACAAUUUGCAGAAUAGGGAGCGUUUUACCGAACAAGGGGAUGCGAUAACAUUUGAAUCAGAAGUGGACAAGAUAUAUCUUAGCACUCCUACAAAGAUUGCAAUUCUGGAUCAUGAAAAGAAGAGGACGUUUGUACUACGCAAAGAUGGACUUCCAGAUGCUGUGGUGUGGAAUCCCUGGGAUAAGAAGGCAAAGGCUAUGGCUGAUUUUGGAGAUGAUGAGUACAAGCAUAUGCUGUGUGUGGAGGCAGCCGCCGCCGAGAAACCUAUCACACUGAAACCUGGUGAGGAGUGGAAAGGAAGGCAGGAGCUUUCUGCUGUUCCUUCCAGUUACUGUAGUGGGCAACUCGAUCCUCAGAAAGUUCUCCGGGGAAGCUGAAGAUCCAUCACCCUGGGGCCUGGACCAUAUCCUGUACAGUAUUGAUUCAUGAGGGUUUUGCAGAGACAUUGUUCUGCAGGUAUUUUGUCGCAACAUGUAGCUGGAUCGUGACAGCAACUUUGUCCAGCAUUCUGUUUCUCUUCUAGAAUUUAAGAAAGACAGGAUUUAUCAGUAGAUAUGGCUUGAAUAAUUUGCUGCUUUCUUUCAGGUUUGGUUUGGGGAGGGAUAGGGAUGGAUGUGGGAAAGUACAUACGGUUGGGAAACUAAGUACCUUCCAUUUGAAAGGAGUAUCUUUCUUGGGUUGAAAAUAGGUUCCCUUUUAAUUGGAACCUUUGGGUUAUGUUAUUUCUUGCUUUACAGUCCCUUGUGAUGUUGAUGACGCAAUCAGAAUUAUUGAACAUCGCCUUGAAUCUCUGUAUUUUAUGCCUAUAUAAUAAAAACAGUGUUGAGAACUACAUGAUAGGCUCAUGUGGUAUAAUAAUACAUGAGGCAUGCAUGCUUAGGAUUUGGCAA
Juglans microcarpa x Juglans regia is the source of this 1616-nucleotide messenger RNA. RefSeq names its product putative glucose-6-phosphate 1-epimerase. Lineage: Eukaryota; Viridiplantae; Streptophyta; Magnoliopsida; Fagales; Juglandaceae. The transcript has 9 exons. Bases 111 to 1103 code for a protein of 330 amino acids. The record is from RefSeq and is a predicted model, not a curated record. Gene Ontology annotation, molecular function: carbohydrate binding; isomerase activity. Gene Ontology annotation, biological process: carbohydrate metabolic process.